Molecule: messenger RNA, 1705 nt
Organism: Klebsormidium nitens
Lineage: Eukaryota; Viridiplantae; Streptophyta; Klebsormidiophyceae; Klebsormidiales; Klebsormidiaceae
Source: the annotation of a GenBank genome assembly
GCAGCUUCUCAAAGCAUUGAGUUGCUAGUUGCUCAUACCGCCACCUUGCCUUGUGUUGCUUUUGCGGACGGGCGGAGUGCAUGCAGUUCACAGGUCUGCGAUCUGCUUGAAUUUCUUUGCAUCAAGUCAAAUAUCCGCUUGGGAAAAGUAGGGUGUGCACAGAGACAAACCCAAAGCUGUCAAAUACUCUUGAAUUCUGCACAAGGUGUUGGAGGCGCGCCAAAUCAGGGCGCACCACUUGGAGCGCCAUGGCCCCUUCCCGAGCUAGCCUCCUUCCUGGUUUGAUGCUAGCUGCCAUUUUGCUUACAUCCAGCUUUACCACGAUCUCAGCAGAGUUCAAUCAAAGCGCUUCAGCAUCCGUAACAAGAUCAGUGAUCCCGCCAAAAGGUAGCCCAGAAUAUUUAGCGAUGUUCCGGACCGAGGUGCAGGAGUAUAACAAUCUGAUUCUGAAGCCGCUGUUGCCAGAAAGUAUUCGCAGCAAGAUCUCUCAUGAGUGGCAGAUCUACGUGCGGAACUUGUUGUCGGGUCUAGCGCUUUACUAUGUUACGGGGGGCCUGUGGUGCGUCUACGUGUAUGGCAUCAUGGGCAAAAAGUUCUUCCCAAGUGGUGCGAUCCCAAAGGCCGAUGACAUGUGGAAGCAGAUCGCGGUGUCUACCAGGGCGAUGCCGCUGUACGUGUUGAUGCCCACAGUGAGCGAGCUCAUGAUUGAGCGCGGCUGGACACGUUGCUACGCACGCGUUGAGGAGUAUGGCUGGAUAAACCACUUGCUUCUGGCCGCGACCUACAUGACGGUGGUCGAGUUUGGCGUGUACUGGAUGCAUCGUGGGCUACACGAGAUCAAGUGGGCGUACAAGUUGCUGCACGCCACGCAUCACAUCUACAACAAGCAGAACACGCUCUCGCCCUUCGCCGGCUUGGCGUUCCACCCGGUUGACGGGAUGCUGCAGGCGUCGCCGUACGUGUUUGCGCUGUUCCUGGUGCCGAUGCACUUCUUCACGCACGAGCUGCUGCUCUUCAUGACUGCCGUCUGGACGACCAACAUUCACGACUGCGUCGACGGCCAGGUCUGGCCGGUGAUGGGCGCGGGUUACCACACCAUCCACCACACAACGUACAAGCACAACUACGGACACUACACGGUGUGGAUGGACUGGAUGUGCGGCACGCUACGGACGCCCCCCCGGAGUCCGGCAGCGUCCGAAAAGCUGGCGGGGGCGAAGAAAGAAUAAUUGGAGGGAAGACUGCUCCUGAGAGCCGCUCAGGAGGACACGUGGCAAGCAUUGCCGAUUAUUUCAUCAAGCUCUGUUCCACAUUAAGGUCGGGGACGAGAUGAGGGCGUUGUGAUUGUUGGAGUUCAGAAACGAUGCUUUGGUCGAGUCGGUACGGUCGGAACGCAGAUGCUCUAUGGAUUGCAGAAGGACAAGGGUCGUAAGCGAGUUGCGAGCUUCUAGGCCACAGGAUUGAGUCCACGUGUCAAAGCAGCGAGCACCAUUGGUGUACUUUAGCAUCGACUCAUUUCUGUAGGUUUGGACAGUGACUAAGUUUGGUACUCUUAAGUUAAUUGAUGACCAUCUUGCUUGGUGCGUCAGAGCAGCAUUUGAUCACGAAUCAGCAGAUAUCUAGCGUUCAACCGGAUCGCAUGCGAUAUGUUAAGCACGCUACUGCAACACGACUAUAGUGCAUGGUACGUUUGUGAGGUUUCUGC